GUCUACAAGCCCGGCAAAGUUGCGAUCGUUCUCCAGGGCCGCCAGGCGGGCCACAAGGUUGUUGUCAUCAAGCAGCUCGACGAGGGCACCAAGGAGCGGCCCUACCCCCAUGCGAUCGUUGCCGGCAUCGAGCGUUACCCCCUCAAGGUGACGAAGCGUAUGGGUGCGAAGAAGGUUGCGAAGCGCAGCAAGAUUAAGCCCUUCAUCAAGGUUGUCAACUACUCCCACCUCUUCCCUACGCGUUACGCACUUGAGCUCGAGGGCCUCAAGGGUGUCGUUGGUUCGGAGACCUUCAAGGAGGUUUCGCAACGAGAGGACUCGAAGAAGCAGAUCAAGAAGCUCCUGGAGGACAGGUACACGAGCGGGAAAAACAAGUGGUUCUUCCAGCCUCUCAGGGUACGUAUCCCUUCUCCAUCACAUCCCUUCAACUCUCUGUCACUCCGACUUUUCUACGCCUUGACAUCUCUUUCAUUACUACUCCCCGUCUCGUUCACCGCUCUUUCUCUGUGA
Dichomitus squalens LYAD-421 SS1 is the source of this 510-nucleotide messenger RNA. RefSeq lists its product as uncharacterized. Gene Ontology annotation, biological process: translation. Gene Ontology annotation, cellular component: cytosolic large ribosomal subunit; ribosome. NCBI's taxonomy places the organism in Eukaryota, Fungi, Basidiomycota, Agaricomycetes, Polyporales, Polyporaceae. Gene Ontology annotation, molecular function: structural constituent of ribosome. The annotation marks the transcript as partial. The transcript has 3 exons. The record is from RefSeq and is a predicted model, not a curated record.